AUGGACGAGACACUUCCAGAUGACAGGGCCAUUACCGUCCCAGUCCCUGCGGUCAACCUAACUGUCGAGGACCGGUUUCAGAAUUUUGAGGUAUCCGAAAUCAGCCACGUUGUCGUACAACUUUCUGAUAAAAGACUGGAUUCAAUAAUGCAGUCCUGCGCAAGUCUUACCUACAAUUUCGACAAACCUUGGCCCUUCUGGUUCUUCAUUGGUAAAACCUUAUCGAAAGUCUUCUUUGAGAAUAUUCUGGACCCGACUAAACCAAACCACAUUGAAGAGGAGCUUCGGGUGGUCGAAGUAGAUUUCUCAAAACCUAUUCGAGGAGAAGAUCUGAAGGCAUUUUGGAAGUCUGGUCGAGAGAUCACAUGUCAAAGAGUUCGUGAGUGGCUCGAAUACUUAAGGAGGAAUACACCGAAGUAA
Aspergillus ibericus CBS 121593 is the source of this 420-nucleotide messenger RNA. RefSeq lists its product as uncharacterized. Lineage: Eukaryota; Fungi; Ascomycota; Eurotiomycetes; Eurotiales; Aspergillaceae. The record is from RefSeq and is a predicted model, not a curated record. The coding region runs from base 1 to 420 and encodes 139 amino acids. The transcript is spliced from 4 exons.